Messenger RNA from Diaporthe amygdali, 1674 nucleotides. RefSeq lists its product as uncharacterized. The transcript has a single exon. The record is from RefSeq and is a predicted model, not a curated record. Gene Ontology annotation, biological process: transmembrane transport. Gene Ontology annotation, molecular function: transmembrane transporter activity. Bases 1 to 1674 code for a protein of 557 amino acids. NCBI's taxonomy places the organism in Eukaryota, Fungi, Ascomycota, Sordariomycetes, Diaporthales, Diaporthaceae.
AUGGGGGACAAAGAAAGCACCACCGCUGAAUUCCCGAUCAGCGAUGCUUCUGCCAACCAUGCCAUCGAGAAGCGAGAUCAAGAUGUUGAAGUUGUCAGAGAAAGUGCGGCAUCGGAAGCAUCCCCAAGGAAUAUUCACGGCUUCAAAUGGGCGUUUUCGUGCGCUGCCCUGCUUUCUUCCAUCUUUCUCUACGCGUUUGACUGCACCGUCGUAGCCGACAUCCAGUCCAGUAUCAUCGCCGAAUGGGGUGUCAUAGACAAGCUGCCAUGGCUCAGCAACGGCUUGGUCAUGCCAGCCACCGCCUUCGUCAUGCCAUGGGGCCGCCUUUACGGCCAAUUCAACGCCAAAGUUCUCUAUCUGGUCUGCGUGCUCCUCUUCGAAGUCGGUUCCGCUCUUUGCGGCGCUGCGCCCAACGUCGAUGCUCUCAUCGUUGGCCGGGCUGUUGCCGGCGUGGGCGGUGCGGGAAUCUAUAUGGGCGUAAUGACCCUCAUCGCUGCCACUACCACCAUGAGGGAGCGGCCCUUUUAUGUCGGCCUCACAGGCCUCACAUGGGGCAUCGGUAUCGUCCUGGGCCCCAUCAUCGGAGGUGCUUUCAGCAUAUCCGCUGUUGGGUGGCGCUGGGCCUUUUACAUCAACCUUCUCGUCGCAGUUCCUGCAGUGCCAGCAUAUGUCUUCCUCUUGCCCAAUCACAUUGAUCCCCGGCCUGGCAUCUCUUCGCGGGCACGCUUUGCAGAGAUAGACUACAUUGGCAACAUUCUCCUCAUUGGUGUUCUCAUCUGUUUUAUCCUCGCCAUUAACUGGGGCGGCGUCAUCUACCCCUGGAGCUCAGGCCAGGUUAUCGGAUGCUUCUGCGCGUCUGGCAUGUUGCUCGUUCUCCUCGCCAUCCAGCAGGUCCGCACUAUCGCCACUACUCCGACCUGCCGCAUCAUCCCCGUGCAGAUCUUCAACAACUCCACUGUCCUGCUCCUCGUUGCCUGCUGCGCGUCAGCCGGUGCCUCCGCCUUCGUGCCUAUCUACUUCAUCCCUACUUUCUUUCAAUUUACCAGAGGUGACUCAGCGCUGGACGCCGGCGUUCGCCUCCUUCCGUUCAUUGUCAUCAUGGUCGCCUUCAUCAUCAUCAACGGCGGCCUGAUGGGCAAAUUCGGAUACUACACGCCAUGGUUCACAAUUGGCGGUCUGCUCGCCAUGACGGGCGCAGCGCUCAUGUACACAGUACGGGCUGACACUGCCUUGAGUCGCAUAUACGGAUACACGGUCAUUCUCGGUUGCGGAGUCGGCAUGUGGUUACAAGCUUCUCUCUCGGUUGCCCAGGCAGUUGUGUCGCCGGAGAACGUACCCGCUGCUGUGGGAUUGGUGAUGCUAGGGCAGUUCGUCGGAAUCUGCAUAUCCCUCGCCAUCGCCAAUACUGUCUUUCUCAAUGACGCCCGGAGGGCCAUACAGGUCAUUCUGCCGGAUGUCCCAUCUGAGACUAUCGGGUCUGCCAUACAAGGCUCCACGAGCGGAUUCCUGGAUACUCUGGAGCCUAACGUGAAGUCGCGGGUGUUAGAUGCGAUCAUUGUGGCCAUGGGCAAAGUCUAUAUUUUGGUUAUUGUGGCGGGAGGAUUGACGGCUGUCCUCAGCCUAUUCAUGAAGAGAGUCAGGCUUUUCGGGGCCGGGGGCAUGCAGUCAGCGUAG